AUGGACAAGCAGGUCGAAAGGAACAAGAAGAAGAAGGACAAGGGAGGCAUAAAAAGGAAAAGGAAUAAGUACGAGUCUCGAUAUACAAGUUCCACCAGGCUUCAAGUACACCCCAAUUCCCAAACCCUCUUCGCUUUGAUGUUAGCUUCAAUUUCAAACAGCUACUUGCACAAUAUACCUGAUUCUGAACCCAUCUUAAUCCAGUGCUUGAAGCAACUUCGUCUCUCUCUGCUUUUCACUGCCCCCAAACCCAAUACCCACGAGACCCUCUUCGUCCCCAUCCUCUCGUUGCUUCCAGUUCUUCUAAAAUCCAGUUGUGCUGAGAUUGCAUGUAGAAGUGCAGAGAUUGUGGGGGCAGCAUCGCUGUAUUCAUAUGGGAUGAAUGCACAAAUUGCUUUGGAUGGCGAAAUUGUGAUGGGUUUGAUCUCUACAUUGGGAAAUUCUAAGAGGAGUGUAUCAAUGGCUGCCUGUAAUGCUGUUCUGGAUCUUUCCACAACGUCCUUCGGAAGACAACGGCUGCUGGAAUUCUCCGCUGUUGAGAAUCUCAUAUCCACCAUCUUGGCACCCACAGUCACCUACAAUGCACCCUUCUUCGAUUGCCUGAAAGAGUGUGGCGGUGGGUCAAAGGUGGAUACAUCGAUUCCGAGUUUUUGUUUCAUUCAGGUCCCUAAAUCUUCAGCAGCAUCGGUUUCUCUAUUCAUUGAGGAAAAGGGCACUGAAGCCUUUCCCAGAAUAGGGUUGAAAGAAGAUGAGUUUCUGGUAUUGCUUCUUCAUGCUGCAGUUACUCUUAUUAACAGCUGCACGAUUGAACAGCUGGAGAAGAUCCCAAGGAAGCUCUCUGAAAGUUUACUGCUUUAUUUUAAAAAGCUAUGGGCAGAUGCACAUAAACAGAUGUUAUGUGGGAACAUUCUGAAAUUUAACCAGGGGAGACAUUCUUAUGUAACCAAUAUCAGAACAAAUACUCUAGCAGAAAACAUUUUCAGGCUCUCCAUAAAUGCUGGGCAAUUCACAAGACCUUCCAACUUCAAGAAAGUCGAGAGAAGCAUUUUCAGUUCAAGUGGGACUACUUUUGAAGAUUUUGUGUUGAACCAUUGGGAGGUAUCUCCUUUGCUUAUGAGGAGGCCUUCAAAAGCUUUGACUAAAGAAGAUGAUAUUUUCAGUUCGUUUCUACAACAUCUUAGCUCUGAAGGAGUUCUUUCUUUUAUUCAUUCAAUCCUCCAAAAUCUUACUUCUUGUCCAGCAAUAGCUUCGGAUGAGCUAAAUGUCCUUAGUUUUCUGAAGGAGGUGGAAAAUCAUCUAGGAUGUCCCAUAAUUUACCAACAGGACAUUCGGGUCCUAAAAACAGAGCAUUCAGAAAGAGAGAUGCAUUACUUUCAGGAGUGUUUAGGGUCUAGUUGCUCCCAGGCUCCUCAUUUUCUCUAUAUGGACAAUGUUUUGAGAUGUAAAGAAGCAUACAAAGAGGGAUACACAAUUACACUGCGUGGCAUGGAGUUUCGCUUUGAAAGUAUUGCUGCUAUUGCGGAUGGGUUAGCAUCUCUGUUUGGUCAACCAUCGGCAGGUGUGAAUAUGUACCUGACACCACCUGAUUCUCAAGGUUUGGCUCGUCACUAUGAUGAUCACUGUGUGCUUGUAUGUCAACUUCUUGGAGUCAAAAAAUGGAAAGUUUUUCCUCAGUAUAGUCUCCAUUUACCUCGCUUGUAUGAACCUGUUGAUAGCUGGCAUGAUAUGAAGGUUGGAACUCCAAUAAUGGAUGGGACCAAACAGUUUUUGCUUAGUGAAGGCGAUAUUUUAUAUAUUCCUAGAGGUUUCCAUCAUGAGGCAUGUACUGUCAUCGAUAAUGACUGGCCCAAUGGAAUUGCUGGGUGCUCCUUACAUCUGACUCUUGCUAUUGAGGUUGAGCCUCCAUUUGAGUGGGAAGGAUUCACUCAUGUUGCACUUCAUCUUUGGAAUCAGAAACAGAAUCUAUCUCAGCACACUCAUGGUGAUUCUUUGUUUUGGAAGUUGAAAGUUAUGUCUGUGAACCUAUUGCAUGUUGCAAUUAAGCUACUUGGUGACGUCGAUCCUACAUUUCGGAAAGCUUGCUUGGUAGGUGCGGUUUCAUCAUCCGUUACAGGAGGUUGGCUGGAUAGGAACCAGAGAAUGAUUUUCGGACAUUUGAUCAAUAGAAUUAAUUUCAAGUCAAGGUUCUCAGAUGUGCUUAGGCAUGUAGAAGCGGCUGUUCAGAGACAUGAAGAUCUGUUCCAACAAUUUAGGUGGCUUCAGCAUCUCAAUGAAGGAGAAAUGGUUGAAGGACACGACUCGAGUAUUCCUUUUGCUGGUAUUGAAAACUAUUAUCAUCUAGGUAGUCAGCAUAAGGACAAGGCAGAAGCAGCUUUCAUGGAGGUUAAAUCUAAGUUCUGUAGUGAGGUAGUUUUUGAGGAUGUAGAACAUGGGUAUAAGAUGCUACUUGAGAAGUAUAAGAAGGUGAGAAGGCAAUACACCAGUGGGAUGCUUUCACUGCACUGUAAUUGAGAAUAAACCUAAAAGUCUGGCAAUGCUAGACCUUUAGCUUCCCAGGGUCUUUUUUUUUUUUU
Messenger RNA from Ilex paraguariensis (yerba mate), 2573 nucleotides. Lineage: Eukaryota; Viridiplantae; Streptophyta; Magnoliopsida; Aquifoliales; Aquifoliaceae. The record is from the annotation of a GenBank genome assembly.